CCACGCGGGAUCGAGGCACAUGCGCAGCCGCCGCCAUUGUUCUUGGAUCAGUGGAAGGGGAUAUUAGUGUCAUUUUUCUGGACAUUUUUUCGUUGGAAAGGACCUAUUUUAAACCAAAAAGUGUGCCGAUUGCUUCUUUAACAACAUUUUGUGUGAUCAGACUGUGAAAAGACAUUUGUUAUCCCUUCAAGGACUCAACAUCUUAGUGUGAUGUCUGCAAGUGUAGAUCAGAGGACAAAAGGACAGCCAAAUCAAGUGUCCAAUGGUCCCAAUAAAGAUUCCGGCGUGAAAGACGAAGAGUUCGACCAAUACCUUCAACCACCCCACCAGCAGGCUGGCUACAGUACCGCACCAAUGUCAAGCCCUGGAGUUUCCGACCCCUUCCUGCCCAGUUACUACACUCCGUCGAUGUCGUUUCCGUACAUGGACCAAGGACUUGGUGCUGGACCCUGGUCAAAUGGCGGGGAUCCACCCAUGUUUUCAAUGACCAGUUAUGACUACAAUGGAAUUUUCAAUAGUUUUGGUUACCCACCUUUUGGGUGGGAUUACUCACCGGACUAUUGGGGAAAUGCAGGCCAGGGACAGAAAAAUAACCGACAAUACACUGAGGAAUAUUACCGGCCUGAUCAAAUGAUGCCAGCUGAGGCUUAUACUGGUAUGAAUGGUGAACUUGAUCGUGAUGGCGUUAAUAGUGUGGAACAGGGAUUGAAAGGAAUGAACUUGGGAGAUGGAAAGAAAAUGGAGAGUGUUGGAAAUGAUAUGGGAGUUGAACAGAAUGGUAAUGUGGGUGGUCCUCAGGGGCCUCCCAUGGUGACUGGGGGUGGGUCCCAAGCUCCAAAGAAAGCAUCUUGGGCUGCCAUUGCAAGUCAGCCAGCGCGUCCUCAGCCUCAGAUGAAACCUAGGACAAUUCCAAGAGCGCCUGUGAACCCCAACAAGCAUAACAUGGACAUAGGCACUUGGGACAAUCGAGGAAACUCUGGUAAUCGCCAGCAACAACAGCCAAGACAGGGAUUUAGUGCUCCUCGACGACAAAUGACACCUUACAAUUCUGGGAACUCAACUUCUAACAACCAAAACAACUCUGGUGGCAAUGCAGGAGGCAGUUCGUCAACCUCUGCAUCUGCAUCUGCUUCGGCAAGUGCUGCUGCUGCAGUAUCGCACCCUGUGUUGGACAGGCUGAAAUCGGUCAAUCAGUAUAAUCCCAAAGAGUAUAAUUUGAACCCCAAAGGAGCCCGCUUCUUUGUUAUCAAGAGCUAUUCGGAGGAUGAUAUUCACCGAUCGAUUAAGUACAGCAUCUGGUGUAGUACAGAACAUGGAAACAAACGACUAGAUGCUGCCAUCCGUGAGCGAGAAGGAAAGGGGCCUGUCUAUCUUCUGUAUAGCGUGAACGGUAGUGGCCAUUUCUGUGGAUUGGCUCAAAUGAUGUCGCCUGUGGAUUAUUUGAAAAAUUGUGGCGUAUGGGCUCAGGAUAAGUGGAAGGGUUCCUUUGAAGUGAAGUGGAUCUAUGUCAAGGAUGUCCCCAACAGCCAGCUGCGACACAUACGCCUGGAGAACAAUGAGAAUAAACCCGUGACAAACUCUCGGGACACUCAGGAGGUUCCACCAGAGAAAGGCAAACAAGUGUUGAAAAUCUUCCACAAUUAUAAGCACACAACAUCUAUCUUUGAUGACUUUAUUCACUAUGAGAAGCGCCAAGAAGAAGAUGUCAAGAAGUAAAUGGCGGCGUGCUGUGUCGUUCUUGGCAAAUUAUGUAAAGGAAGUAAAGUAACUCCCAAUGAGGAUUUUAAUGCCAAGCAACGAGAACUGAUGAUUUUGCCAUUGUGACACAAUUUAUCUAUUUCUGGUUAUGGAAUGGACAUUUUUCAAGGAUUUAGACAACCUAGUAAGACAUCGUCUUAGAAGACAUAAAAUUCACCUAAUACUUUACCAAUCAAUUUUAUUGUGGAUGUGUACCACAGAUAAUCCAUGAUGGAAACUGACGUCAACAGACCAAUGUAGCUUGUUGUACUGAUGCCUAGAUGGGUAAUCUCCCUUGGUAAAGGGAGGCAACCCGUCUAAGACUUGUCUUCAGAUGCUCUCUACCUGAUCGAAGGUUUUAACACUCAGCUGCCACUCUGGGUCAAGACUCAAAGCCUCAUGGUUUUACAUUAGGCUACACAAGUGGACAAGAUUGUGCCGUGAUAAUUCUUUUAAAUGUGAAAAACUUGAAAAACUCAUGAAAGACUUCAAAUCGUGAUAAAAACACUUUUCCAGUGAUACAAACUCAGAACUUCAGUGAAAAACUAAGUUGUUUUUAAAACAUUCGUGUACUGAUUGCAGCAAAACAAGUUUGGAGCAGAUGAUUUUGUGGCCAAUAUGGCAUCGUGUCUCUUCAAGCAUGGAGCAAGCGAGCGCCACUGUUGUUGCUACUGGACUUGCAGCUUGUGCCCGUGGGAUUGGUAGCAUUUUGUUUCAGUUAUCCCAAUAAAGUGUAUACUAAGCAUGUGUA
Molecule: messenger RNA, 2488 nt
Organism: Haliotis rufescens (red abalone)
Lineage: Eukaryota; Metazoa; Mollusca; Gastropoda; Lepetellida; Haliotidae
Product: YTH domain-containing family protein 1-like
Exons: 6
Coding region: 211-1716 (501 amino acids)
Biological process (GO): mRNA destabilization
Cellular component (GO): cytoplasm
Molecular function (GO): mRNA binding; N6-methyladenosine-containing RNA reader activity
Source: RefSeq, a predicted model, not a curated record